UAACACACAAAUGCUCCACCUUGUACGACUCGCUCUUGGUCCCCUGUGUUGAGGCACGUAGCCACAUCUGCGAAUCCGAAAGUAUUUAAGCACUGCAAUAACAGUUUCAGUCUUGUUCUUGUGCAACCUCGAAUAUUUCUCCCCAAAGCCGAACUGUUUCGCAAAUCGAACCACGAUGGCCACCCCUCAUACACCACGAUCACGGAAGUCACAGGUACUACUACCAGAUACAGUUCUAGUCCCUCGCCACACCUCACAAUCCGAUUAUCGCACAGGGGAUCUUAAGCUAGGCCGCGAGGCUGUUCUCACUGAUUUAGGAAGGUAUCUGCAGGUCCCGUUCGUUUCCCUAGCGAAGUGUGUCAGUGCCAUGCCUUCUCAACAGCGUCUGGAGGAGAUGCGCAACAACUUAGUUCAAGGCGAGAUUCUCACCGACGACGGCCUGGAAUGGAAGGACUUCAUCUGCCCUGCGAAGAUGUCCGAAGAGAUGACGUUCAAGCCCCUCGAAGGAAUCAUCUCUGGAAUCUUGGAACAAGUCCCUAAUUGUGGAAGUGCCUACAAUACUUCCCAGCCGGAUGGAUACCUUGUGCGGGCGAGCAAUCAAACUGCGCCCAGGAUGCAUUGGUUUGAUAUCGCUGUGCCAUUCGAGUUCAAGAAGGAACGGGAUGCCAGAGCUCUCCGAGAUAACGAACAUAAGAUAAUCUGGAGCCUUCACAACAUCAUGCGCGAGGACCCCUGUCGUCGGUUUGCCUUCGGUAUCACGAUCGAGGACACGCAAUUGAGACUGUGGCUCAGCAAUCGUGCGUUCCUUGCAGUUACAGAGCCUAUCAACUGCUUCGAGGACAUUGAUAGUGUCAUCUCUCUCUUUUACGCUCUUGGAUUUGCAUCUGCGUCUACCUCCUUGAACGGACUCGGAUGGGAUCCCACUGUCGAGCGGAUCUAUGUAGGAGAAAAAAUCCAAUACAAGUUCGCAGUCGGCGACGAAAUGUUCACCACGACACGGGAACUUGCCACCUACGGUGCAGACUCUAUGGUUGGACGUGGAACUCGCGUGUACGAAGCCAUUGACGCUAAUGGGAAGAAGGUUGCCAUCAAAGAUUCGUGGCGAGAAGUUGACCGCCAAUCUGAGGGCGAGAUCCUAGAAAAAAUCUUGGCCUCCUGCGAGAAGCUGGGAGUGGAGGAGUUUACCAAUGCCAAGAGACACUUCGUUGGAGUCCGGCUCUGGAAGGAUGUCACGAUCGACGGUGCCUCGGAUGAGACGGUGAACCCGAUGGUCGGAGACGAGCAUAAUGACACCUGGAAGUGGGAACCCAUCGAUAUCAAGCCCAUCCUCUUCGAAGGCCACAUUUAUCUGCUACGGAGCGAUGUCCCUGACAGUGGUAAACUUUGUGCCUUUCUUCCUACACGAUUGGGCAUUGUUGGGCGAAAGGACGCUGAAAUCCCACAGAGAGUCCACGCGCGCAUCGUUUUCCAUGAUGUUGGAGUCGCUGUCAAGGAUAUGACCUCUCUGGCCGACAACCUGAGUUGUUUGUCCGGCGGACUGAAGGCCCUAUCUUAUUUGCAUAAAGCAGGUUGGGUCCAUCGCGAUUUCAGCGUCGGGAACGUGAUUUGGGUCGUCGAUGACAAUGGGGGCAUCGGCAAACUGGGUGACUUUGAGUACGCGAAAGAGAUAAAUUCAAUCACUUCCCACGACGUUCGAACGGGAACAAUGCAUUUCAUGGCGGUAGAAGUAGAAUAUCAGGAGUACAUGUUCUUCCCCCAACCUUCCCUUCCAUCUGGUAGAAUAUCUCGUGGUACAGGCCUCCCGCCCCGCCCUCCGUUCCGCGUGAACUUCCUGCACGACAUCGAAUCUGUGUGGUGGGCAUAUACGUGGAUCUUCUUUUAUCACACGGACACGAUCACGGCGAACUCCAGCAAUUCCUUUGAUCUGGCAUUCCCUGGUGCGAUUGGCCAUGGAACACGCCAAAACUUCUUCACCAACAUCAGAAAGCUUCAGGAGACCUGCCAAUCCAUCCUUUCAGAUACAUGCCUUGACGUUUGCUAUAAAAUUCCACAUUUUGCACAGACUCUCCAAGACAGUUAUCGAACGGCAGAGUCCAAGUACCCCCUGCUUGCGCUUGAUAACUCCCUGCUGGAAGAUAUACAUAGAGACGCCGCAGGAUAUCUCGAUGAAGCGCAACAGCGUGCUGGUGAUAUCGAACUUUGUCCGCUCCUCAGCCUCCUCAAGCGGAAGAGGCCUCGACUGGAAGGUGAAACGUCGCCUACGCCAAACAAAGCAGGGAAGAGGAUCCGACUCGGUUGAUCUUUUUUUAUUGAUUUUAUGAUAAAGACGAGAAGAUGCUAGACGAGUGUAUCAUAGCUGUUGUGCUUGCCAAUAAUAAUGAUCCUUGUAACUAAAUCUCAUUUGUUGUUUGAAGUUAUUCAACGCUUAUUACUCAAUGCCAGCCCUACCAUUCUCUCCAUUUAUGCUAACCGACGCUGGUAUAGAAGAUAUUGGUAGUCGCGUCUAUGUUCUACGACAGCGAAUGCUAGACUGGAAAGUCGCUUCUAAUGCAAUCAAAUGGCAGCCUCCAAGGAUCUUCUCAGAGCGGGAGCCUCGAGGAUGUUCUGAUAGUAAGACAACCAACUGCUCACCUG
Suillus subaureus is the source of this 2634-nucleotide messenger RNA. RefSeq lists its product as uncharacterized. The record is from RefSeq and is a predicted model, not a curated record. Gene Ontology annotation, molecular function: protein kinase activity; ATP binding. NCBI's taxonomy places the organism in Eukaryota, Fungi, Basidiomycota, Agaricomycetes, Boletales, Suillaceae. The coding region runs from base 176 to 2299 and encodes 707 amino acids. Gene Ontology annotation, biological process: protein phosphorylation. The transcript has 7 exons.